Molecule: messenger RNA, 5195 nt
Organism: Patella vulgata (common limpet)
Lineage: Eukaryota; Metazoa; Mollusca; Gastropoda; Patellidae
Exons: 7
Coding region: 186-2777 (863 amino acids)
Biological process (GO): G2/M transition of mitotic cell cycle; regulation of DNA-templated transcription
Molecular function (GO): DNA-binding transcription factor activity; sequence-specific DNA binding
Source: RefSeq, a predicted model, not a curated record
UUAAAAAUGGUCGCCAAUCUUGUACAGACAUGCAGAAUAUAAGAAUAUUUUUUCUGUCACUAUCAAGAAAAGUACAGACGAACAAUUUAAAUCAUAUCCCAACAAUCAAAUCAAUUUAGUUUUACAAAUGCUGUUAUUUUUGGAUUCUUUCGUAACAAAAGAUUUGUCCACAGACAUUUGACAUCAUGUGUGAUGGAUCAGGUGAACUCCAGUACAGUCCACCAAUUGCACCCACAAGCCAGACCAUUCAUGGAACAGUCCAAAAAAUUAUACAAGAGGGCAAUAAAAAGACUUACGUAAUUGUCAUCAAACCAAACAAUGAAAGUAAUAAUAAACCCCAGAAGAAACCAGCAUCAAGGCCUCAAUUUACAAAAUUAAAUCCGGCCAGCUCUGAUAUUGUUAAACAGAACUUGAGUAAUAUAACAGAUGAUGACUAUGACAGUAAAAAUUCAGCAGCAAAUCUAUUUCUGAAUGAUGACGAUGAUGGAACAGCUUGGCAAGAUGAUGGAGAAUUUGCUAACUUUUGUCGAAAAAAGCCGAACGAUGACCUUGACUCUAACCGCAGAAUUGAUAGCACUGCAUCCAUUGCUGACGUACAUAUAUCAAAUGACAGUGGUUUUAUUGCCACUCCUCCAAACUUACAGUUCAUGUCAAACAAGUCAACAGCUCGACAAAUUAUGAUGGACUCCCCGGAAUUCCAAACCACUCCAGAACAGCAAAGGAUUUGUUCAGUAAUUGGCAAACUUGAUGAUGGAUUUAAACCAUCACCCCUGGCAUCAUCAACACCUAUAAAUUCUGCUCUACCAUCAGAACGUUUUGCGUCUCCAGAUUCUGGGAUUUAUUCUGCAUCCUCAUCCAUGCUGUCUCCUACUAUUUCUACCCCAGAUGGUAUUCGACCAACUGAAAUUCUUAUUACCAAAUUAAUAGAAAGACCAGCAUUAAAUAAUCAUUCUGAUGAUAUCGGUUCUAGUCAAGAAGAAGGAGGUGAAGAUAAAUUAAAUACAUCUUUAGCUAAUAUACAAUGGUUGGGUGGAUUUGUUCUAGAGAAAGAAGAAAAGAAAGAACAUAGACCUCAUGUUGUCAACAGAAUGAGUGUAGAGGAUAAAUGUAGAAGAAAACCAUUUGAAUUAGAUGAAAUAGAUAGGCUUUGUCGAGAUUGUGGUCAUGAACAAAGACCUCCAUAUUCUUACAUGGUAUUAAUACAGCUGGCUUUAAGUAGUGCAUCAGAUCACAAGAUGACCCUAAAGGAAAUUUGUAAAUGGAUUGAAGACAAAUUUGAAUACUUUAAAUCAAUUGCGAAACCGGGAUGGAAAAAUUCAAUCAGACAUAAUUUAUCUUUCUAUCACUGUUUUGUUCGUGAUUUGUCCAACCAGAAAAAACAUGGUUCCAAAUGGAUGCUCCAGUUUGAUCCAGUUGAAUCACAUCACAGAGAUCCUCUUUCAGAACGAGUUGUUACAUCACAGGCAUCAAAUACUAGAACACUACCAACCAGCAUGCCCCAAACAGUUAUUCCUUUUGUACCAGUAUUCAGUUCUAUACCUCAGAAUAACCUCAUGCCCAUACCUCAGAAUAACAUCAUGUUUCCAUCUUUAUCACAAUAUCCCGUCCACCAUCAACAGCAGAAAACUGCUCCUCAGAAAAAUCAUACAGUACUUCAGAAUAUGGGCACUGGUGGUCUUCACAACAAAAAGAGAAAAAAUUCAGGUCCAUUGCCAAUAUUACCUCGUCCUGCAUCUCUUCAAACCUACGCAUUAGUUCCGUUACAGAAUGUACAACAACAGCAUGGAAACAAUCUACCCACAAUCCCAUCUUCAAACCGUCCAAUUCUAGUGAAUAUUCCUAAUAAUCCAUUUACUCAAAACAUUCCGCUUCACUCAAAUGUCCAGCCUGUGCAGAAUCAACACACAGCCAACAUAUUACAACAAUCCAAAAAGUCAAAUACAAUUUCUUCAAACGAGCCUGUGAGUUUAGUUCGUCAAGCAUGGAUAGAUGCUCAGUGCUGCAUGUCAGAAGACGACCGAGAAGAGCCAAAUAUGGCUGUGCCUUUCCAAGAAAGACCUGCCUUUUCUAAUACAGAAAACAAAAAUAAUGAAGUCAUUGUUCAACAUGCUAAAAAACAGAAGGUGAAAGCUGGUCUUCCCGUUCCUACGAUAUAUACUAAUAACAAUCUACGCAAAACUAAGAGAACAAAAAGCCGUAUUAAGAGUAAUUCUAAUCAUACAUCUAGUGAGAGAAACUUAUUAGACAGUUCCGAUUCGGAAUGCGAUAGUGAAGAUGAUAAAAUAAGUGAUCUUCCGACACCUAUACGACAAUUAUUUAGUGACACUCCCAGUAUGAAAAAUAAUAUAUCUACGUCGACGCCUGUAAGACAUGCAGUGACAUCGAUUGAACAGUUGCCGUCGCCCAUUAGAGGUUUUACACCAGUUCGUUGUGGUAAUAUAUUUGAUGGUAGUUUCCUAGAUAUGAUUCAGGAAGAAGUUUUUGCAUCUUUAGCCGGCUCACCAAACGCAGUCGCCAACAAUCUGGUGAAUCAAGAUUCACCAAAUGUUUCUUUGUCCGAUUUCGGUUUAUUUCGCACUCCACCAGACAAAAAAUCGGGCAGAUCUCCACAAGAGUCAAAUCAUUCUCAUGGACAGAGUUUGUGUCGAUUUUUAGCAGAUUUUCCAAUAGAUUCAAAUAUCAUAGCAGAGGCUGGAGGUAUUUCAGAGGACUUGUCCUUGAAUUUAAAUUGGAGUAAUAACCAUGGAGAAGGCACAGAAGAUCUGAAUUCAAAAUAACUUUCUGUAAAAUCUAUUUAUUGUAAAUGCAGGACUAUCUUUUAAUAUAUUUCAGGGAUGUAGAUAAGAUUCUGAAUUCAUAGGAAAAAAAGAGUAAAAAAAGAUCUUUAGACGGCCCCAAUUUGAAUAUUAGUUCUGUGUGAAUACUGUUAAAAGUUUGUCUUUCUAUUUCUUGGAGUAGAAAAAAAAUAAUACUUGGUUCCUCUUCUCAAAAGUUCUUAAAUCUUAGCUCCAGAUGCUUAAAGAAUUAAAUGCCAAUUAUGAAAAUCUUGAAGGAUUAUCUAUAUAUCAAAUUGGUUAGGUCUUAUCAUCGGGAAAUUAAGUAGAAACAAUCAUUUUUCAGCCUCCGGACUAUUAUUGAUGAUGAGCAUUUUCUGUUUAGGCUAGGCAGAGAAAAAGCUAUUUGAUAUGUCAAUGCUUUAGGACAUAACUUUGAUUCUGAUAGAGUGACAUUUGGCAUAUACAUGUACAUUCAUUGCCUGAAUACUUUGACAGUAUCAAAUGAACAUUGUCUGAUAAGAUAAGAAAUUUGAUUGCUCAAUGCUUUAUAAAAUGUGCAAGAUGUGUGUCACAUUUUGGGAUUGCAGUGGGUGACAUCAAAAUUCUCCUACUUUUAAACAAUCUUUAACAUGUAUUUUACUCAAUCUGAUUAAAACACAGAUCCUAUUUCGUUUCAUUUUUUAUAGUUCAAAAUUUCGUUUUACUUGUCUUUACUACACUUGGAUCUGGAAGAGUUGUUAUCAUUGACGUGUUCUGGAUGAUGUGAGGGUUUAGGCAAUGAAACAGUCUGUUACAGCGAGCUUUCGGCGUGUGGUGCACGGAACUGUGUGUAAUCCACUAGUAACACCAAUGCUGAUAGGCUAAUCAGAUGCCUGACGUCAUAGGGUCAAAAGCCGCUCGUAUGACAUGACUCGACCCAUCACUACAACUGGUCAGAUCUUCAUGUAGUGUAGGCCAUCAAAAGUAUAAAAAAAAACGAAAAGAAAUAUAGAUCUGUAUUUUAAUCAGAUUGGUAUUUUACUAUGGUAGACCUCUUACUCAUGGCUGUGUAUUAUUACAAAAUUUACUAAAAAUUUACCUGCAAGAUUGGCUGUUUAUAAAUGUUGUAUAAAUUAAUGGAGUCAUUUUAGAUUUCUAUACCUUUAAUUCAAAUAUAAUCUUCGUGUGAUAUGACUAUUUGUUAUUUGACUUGUUGAGUAUUUGUCGUAAGUAAAUAUUAAGGCUGAUGUCCAUCAAACAUGACAACCACAAUUAAGCAGUGCAGAAUUAGAAAUUGAAACCACUUGAGAGAAUAUGAUAGUCUCUGGAACUAUAUCCAGCGAGCACCAUAUACAUCAAACUAAACUAUGAAAUCUUUAGUAUGACCUGAAUACAAAUCAGUUUUGAUAAUAUAUAAAGGAAUUUCUAUUUUGUGCGUAUGCUAUGCAUGGCACAUCCUGUAUACACUGAGAACUGCAUUUAGUAGAUGGAGUUGCUAUAGGGUUUGUUUUUUUGUGCUUUUUGGACAUUGACUAUGACUGUGUUAUUGAGCAUUCAUUUAGUUUUUGUUGACUGUUUCCAUUUUUGUUUUCAAACAUAUCUGUGAUGCAUUUCAUAUCCCUUGUGUGUAAGGCCUUGAUUAAAAGAAAUUUGUUUGCCAAUUAAUUUCUGUUAGAUUCGGUGUUUCAAGGAAGUAACCUAAAAAUGUUGCAAUCAACUUAUUUUAAUUAAGGCCUCAUGUAUUCAUGUAAAAUUGAAUGAUAUUAAUUAGUGUGAAGAAUUAAAUACAUUUAUUUAUUUUAUGAUGAAAAGAUUGUACAUUGAAGAUUCUGAAUGAAAUAGAAUAAUAUAUAUAUAUAUAUGUAUGUACACCAUAUUUGGAAAACCUGUGAUGUUAAAGGGAUGUUGCCAGAUUUUACUUUGGGUUUGGUAGAUGCGUACUUCGGUGGGUAGGGCGCUGGCUCACUAACCUGGUAGUAGCAGUUCGAUCACGGUGGAAAUCAAAAUUAUUUUCAGUGUGACAGAAAUCAAUUAUGUAAUAUUUAAAGAUCCUCAAAUCUUAAGUUUUAAAUGGCAUUUAGAAGCUGGUAAUUUCAGAAUGGCCUUUGUACGAUGGUUGUGCAUUUUAAAAUGAUCUUUUGAAUCAUAUGUUAAUUGAAUCUGGCAAUGUCUCUUGAAGGAGAGAUUUGAACUAUGCAUGAUUUUAACACCAGAGCAAUCAAAUCUUGUUUUCUUGUUUUGUUUAGAUUUGUUGUUUUAGAAUGAAUCUGAAUUUUUUUAAAAUUUCUAUGAACAGAAUUAAUUACUAAAAGUGAAAAUAAAGACCCUGUACCUUGGUUGUAAGAUGUGUGUUUUUAUAUAGAUUAUAAAGACUAUAAAUAAACUUGUUGUCAAAACAUUGAAAUAGCUAGUACUAGAAACAAAUAAAAACAUACAAUA